Molecule: messenger RNA, 2392 nt
Organism: Thamnophis elegans (Western terrestrial garter snake)
Lineage: Eukaryota; Metazoa; Chordata; Lepidosauria; Squamata; Natricidae
Gene: RETREG1
Product: reticulophagy regulator 1
Exons: 9
Coding region: 40-1419 (459 amino acids)
Biological process (GO): reticulophagy; negative regulation of neuron apoptotic process
Cellular component (GO): endoplasmic reticulum membrane
Source: RefSeq, a predicted model, not a curated record
CCCCGCCUCUGUCUGGCGUCGGGCGCUGCUGCGAGCGACAUGGACGGCGGGGAGGAGCAGGGGAUGUUGCCGCCGAGCCCUCCGGAGGGGCGCCGGUUGGAGGAGGAGGAGGCGGCGGAGAAGCGGGGCGAGACGAGCGUUGAGCCCCAGCCGGCUGCCGGAUAUUGCCCCGUGAUGGAGGCGCUGACUUGGAAGAGGCCGUUGCGCACCCUGGCUGGCUUCCUAUGCGCCAAUCUGCUCUUCUGGUUCCUAGCGCUAACUCCUUGGAAAUUUUACCACCUGAUUUCACUCAUACUACUUGGAAUCGUCUUUAUGCAAAUGAUGAAGGAAUUAGUGCUGUCUAGACUAAAAGGUGGGAAGUUAUGGCGACGUCUGACUGAAUACUACCAAGUCAGUGCAUCCGAAUCCGAAAAUCGCCUUAGGGUGAACCAAUGUAUAGAAGAAGCAAUGAUAAGUUUCUUCUUGUUCCUCCAAGAAAUGUCUCAUUUUAAAGAACAAAAUCCUGGCAAGUUUUGCCUCCUGGUGUGUAGCAUAUGCACAUUCUUCACAGUCUUGGGAAGUUACAUUCCUGGAGUUGUACUCUCCUAUCUUCUAUUAUUAUGUGCGUUUUUAUGUCCGUUCUUCAAGUGCAAUGAAUUUGGGCAAAAGGUAUAUAGCCACAUUAAGUCAUAUCUUCUGAAACUGAACUUUGGAAUACAAGACUUUAUCAACCAAAAGUUAAAAGAGAGAGCAGAAAUGAUCAAAACGAAACCAAGUGAGGAUGACAGUGAACUGGAUUUAUCAGCUUUAUGUCCUAAGGUUAGCUCAGCCACUGCAGCCAAGGAGCUGUCUGUAUCGGACACUGAUAUCUCGGAGAUAUCUUGGACUGACAAUGGAACUUUUAAUUUAUCUGAGGGAAACACUCCACAGACAGACACAUCUGAUGUGGAUUUCGAUCGGCCAAGCGAUCACGAGGAAGCUUUCGCAAAGGAUCUGGCAGAAUUCCCAUCUGUGGAAAACGGUACCGAGACAAACGAUGAUGAUUCGAGCAUUGGUUUACCAGUGCGGCAUAAAAGAAAAAAAGCUCACCCACCAAGCUCAUUGGACCAGUAUUACAAGCAGGAUAAGGAAGGGCUCUCUGCAGCAGGCCUUCCCUUGUCUUUGGUCAAUGACCAGGCCUUCAGCUUGGUGACAGCAAUUGCCGGCGAUGUCGUGACAUCGGUGGUAUCAGCAGCCGUCAGGGAACAGUUGCAAUCUGUGCCGGAAAUCCCAAGCGAAGAGGCAGAGGCAGAAGAAGGAGAUGAUUUUGAACUGCUCGAUCAGUCGGAGCUCGAACACAUGGAGAGUGAACUACCAAUGCCUACCAAAAGCCCAAAGGCAGAGCCACAGGAAAAAAAGAAGUCUUCGGGCUUCCUCUCAAAUCUGCUCGGUGGGCAUUAACGCGGAAAGGGAAGCUGCUUAAUAUAGUAUAUUGAUAUAAAAACAAGACAAUGUGAAACGCAAGGGAGAGGAAUUGACGAGCUGUUAAGCUUUACCUAUUAAUUCUAGAUGUGCUGUAACAUUCUUCAUGCAGAGUGAACUAACGUGUUCUUAGAUCAGUUGAUGCUGGUUAGCUUUGUUUUCUGAUAGUUGAUGCCAUAGAAAUGAAAUCACGAUAUUUUCAUUCACAGCAAUUUAAGAGGCUUCUUAUACAAAUGUAGCUCAGUUUUGGCUAUCUCCAAAUCUUUGUCACUUUCAGCCUGUUACCCCCACCCCCACCCCCAAGCAUUUUGGCAUCAAUAUUUCAGGGAGAGAAAAUAUCUGCAAAAUUCAAAAAGCCAUUGUACCCUAACUUAACAAGGCUUCGAACACUUUUGCUGCCAUCAUCUUUAACACACCAAGUCACACAUUCUCUAAUUGAAUAGUAAUUUUUUUUAUAUUACCUGUCUGAAUCUCAGGUAUUCAUAUGGGUUAGCUAGAGAAGCAAAUGUCUUUUCAAACUGUAUUCUUAAGAGGCCUUGGAGUUGGGCAAAAUAUCCAUAUCCUAUAUACUGUAACACACUUUGUACAACUACUUGUAGCAUAUGUAUCUGCUGUGUGGAAUUGAAUUUAGGUUGAGUAGGAACUGAUUAGGAAAAAAAAUUCAAAUCUGAAAUUAAGUUGGCAAUUUUUUUUUUAAUUUUCAGUUCCAUUAGUUUAAAGUGGUUUAACCUUAUAUAUUUAAAAUAUAAAAUCAUACAGAUCUGAUUGAUUUAUUUCUGGAAGACUAGUGUUAUGUAAGAAAUAAAAUAUUCCUGGCAUAUAAAAUGCUGCUAAUUUUAGCACAUUGAACAUCCUGUGGUCUACUUUGAGAAGAAACUUGGUGAAUCUUCUAUUAAGCAUUAUGUUUUACCUUUAAAAUUGCGUGACCCGUCAAAACCGCGCUCGACAAAAC